AAGAUGGCCGCAAAGCGAACAAAAAAGCGAUCGUAACAAAAUAAUAAUAUUUCAGCGUAUGCAUCAAAGGGAAUCAUCCCUAUGUGGGUAGUGACGCACUUUGGAAAUUUUAUAACAUGGCUGAAAGGGAGAUUCGCUUUUCUGACGCUUUUGAGAUCACGUAGGAAUACUUUGAUUGGGAUUGCUCUUUUUAGUGUGUUUUUUGUAUGGACCAUAUCACGUUUCAUGCCUCACCAGAGGCAAGGGCAGCUUCCUGAAGCACCUGCAUAUGAUAAAGUCUGCCUAAGUGAUGUUUUGGUAAAGUGGAAACAAGAGGCUGCAGAUGGUGAUGUGGUGAUAAUACAUAAACCACGUGAAAAAUCAGAAAAUCCAUACUUACCUUUUGUUGGGAAUGGUAAUGUUGGAGUUGUGACCACAGACGGUUCUUUUAUGCAUAUAGCAUUAAUUCAACCCAGCAUGAAAUGGCUGAAGCUACCAUUCUCCCCAAUUGUGACUGCAAAAGUUACUGAUGUUCCCAAACCAAAAGAGGCAACAAUUAUUGAUCUUAAGCAAGGUUUGGUUCAUCAACUUCAAACCUACUCCUUUAGCCAUGGAUGUGUUAUUGUUGAGAAUGUGAUUUAUGCUCAUCGCAGUCAAUCCUCUGUCUUUGUCCAAGAAGUUGUGGUGGUUAAUCAUGGGCAUUCUGGAAUCAAAGUGUUGCUGACACACGAAGGCGCAAAGUCUUGGAAAGGUUCCACCACUAAAAGUUUGAGCUUUGAAAGAACUAUGGACCCAUCCAAAGCUCACUACACUCUCUCUCAUGGACAAGUUGCCCAUGCUGAUAAAUCAGAACCUGACAUCAAUGUUACAAUAGCUACAUCUAGAGUGCCAUCAGAAAUGACAGUACAAGGACAGAGUACUGGAAUUUUGCGUCACUUAACAGUCGUUCACACAUCAAGUUUGUUUAGUCUAAAACCCGCUCCGCGUGUGAACAUUGAAAAACUUCAGGAAGAAGCAGAAAAGGAACUCCGAGCUCUUGUCUCUUUAGAUAGUCCAGAAUCAUUAAGAGAAUCUCACGCCACAGCCUGGAAAGAGUUGACUGAGACAGGUUUGUUUGUGGAUCCACGACAUGAUCCUGAUACACCGUCCGGUCUAGAGGUCAACACUACAAUGUAUUAUGUCUUGUCGUCUUUUCCUUCUCGUGCCAAUGGAGCAUCGAACCCUCAGGCACACAAAGAUGAAAUGGAGAAACUUCUUCAUAUUCCAGAUCACUGCUUUGGUGGCCCACCCACUAUGCACUCGGCCUCACUUUGGCCCAUGCCCCGGACCGAGUCAGGUGUUACUAAAAUAGCGGCCCUAUGGCAGAGACUGUUGGAACAGAAUGGAUGCAGUGCACUUGUAAAAGCAGGUGCCGUUGGUAUCAACCAAGCCAUCACGCUCAGUUUUGGUGGCUUGCAGUUCUCAGCCGGACAUUUUGAAUUCGCGGCAAAUCCCGCCUCGCUACACACAACAAUCGUGUUUCGUCAUAUUCACCUGUAUGAAGAUAUGGACAUAUAUCUCACCGUACUGGUGAACGCUGAAACUGGGCAUGCAGAAAAGCUUUUGGUUAAACCCGUUAAGGGUGGCAAGACGCCUCUUUACGCUUGCGAAGCAGGCUGCCAAUAUGAUCCUUUGGAAGUCGGUGAGGCUGAAGUGACUUUCCCAGUGCGCAUGACCAGACCUGUCACACCGCUGCUAUACAUAUCUCAUAACAAGUCGGAACUACUAGAGCUUAGAAAACAUGUUUUUAUUAAGGAUGCACAUGAAGAGUCGCUCAAGAAUCAUCAUGUCCAUCGCCGUUCUGGGCUCCCAGCAAAGUUCUGGGUGACGAUAGCUUUUCUAAUUGUUGGCUUUCAUCUUUACUUGGCGAAGCUAAUCUACUCAGAAUGUUUUAAAGAAAAAGACGUCGUGCGAUCAAAGAUCUACAUGAGCUGACGUCAAAACAACUUGUAGAAUUAUGAAACAUAUGAUUAACAGGAAUGGUUUAGCUUGUCCUCUUUUGUUUUUGGUUUCGAGGGAAAAAGUAAGAUGCAGAUGCCAAAGAACUCCACCUGAUGAAUCUCUGAUAUUUCGCUGUGACUCCCGCCCCGCGGUAUAAAUCGGAAAAGGAAGGAGAAGGUCCAUUCUGACAAAUUAUAAGGCAUAGCAUAAAAAUUAAACUUAGGGAUUUUUUUAAAUGCAUGUAAGAGACCUAACUGCUGAACCAUCUCUGUGGUUCAUUUUAUUAUGAGACAUCUCAGUAGAGAUAUUGUUCAUGGAAUCAAUUUUUUUUAAUGCAACGAGAUGCCCAAAAGGUGUACUUUUUUUUACAUCAUCUCAAAUGUCUACAAAAGGUGGAGGAGGUGCUAAAGAUGUUUGCAAGGCGUGCAGCGAAGAUCCCAACAGAAAAUAUUAGAAGAGACAUUUAAUUCGUACAGUGAAAUGAUAUGAGCAUGUAGACUUAGGAAGACCUCUUUUUGCACGCUACGAAUGACUUCUCUUUAUUGGCGAGAACAGCCAUGAACAGAGCCGUCGUUGCCGGAUUGUACACUCAACAAGUCGUGCCAAAUCUCUCUUAGGCCGACCGUUUUACGAACUCCUUCUUUUGCUUUGAAUAAAUCACGUCAAAAUGGGA
Messenger RNA from Stylophora pistillata, 2632 nucleotides. RefSeq lists its product as uncharacterized. The record is from RefSeq and is a predicted model, not a curated record. Lineage: Eukaryota; Metazoa; Cnidaria; Anthozoa; Scleractinia; Pocilloporidae.